UCGUUGUCAGUUGCUGAAUUGCCAUUCUAAACAUAAGAGAUUUCAUCAAACUUGAAUACAUCACUCACAUACACACACACAUGCAAAUGCAUACGCAAAAUCAAGAUAUGUUGGAUGAAAAGAAAAAUGGUGACGUCAACAAAACUCUGCCAGCGAAAGAUGAGGAUGAAUUCGAUGAGUCCGAAGAAAACGAUCCCUUCCAGAAGAUCAUGGAACGCGUUGGCAACCAUGGACGAUUUCAACUUAUCUACAAUAUGACCUUUGUGCUAGGUUUAGCCGCUGCUGGCUCGAUGGUAUAUAUGAAUAUCAUAUUGGCGCUUGAUAUUCCGGAACAUUGGUGCACUGUGCCGGGCCAGGAACUAACUAACUAUACGCUGGACGAGUGGCGGCGAAUUACGCUGCCGACGCAGAAGGAUAAUCGCGGCACCAGCACACACAGUAACUGUGAGAUGUAUAAUGCAAAUUUUACGAAAGUCGAUGAUUGGCAAAAUUGGAAUAAAACCAAUUCAAAUGUAACAGCUUGUCAACAUGGCUGGAGUUAUGAUAGGACGUGGUACGAAGACACCAUACCCAGCAAGGAGGAUUGGGUUUGCGCCAAAGAUUUGUAUGUAACGAACACUUUUGUUGUGGCACGCGUGACAGAAGUCAUCGGAUCAUUUGUGCUAGGACAAAUGGGUGAUGUUUACGGUCGUCGCCUUGUUUACUACAUCAGCAUUGCAUUCUGCGCUCUGGGACGGUCAUUCUCCAUAAUAACAACCAACUUAUAUUGGGUGUUCCUAUUCUGUACGGGCUUAACUGGAUUGGUGGCGAAUAGUUUGUUUCAGGCACCGCAGAUUGUUGGCAUGGAAAUAUCCAGAGAACAGGAUCGCAGCAUCAUCGCAAUUUACCAGAGCAUUGGCUGGUCCAUUGGAACAUCGUUGAUGCCAUUGCUCUUCUGGUGGCUCCGUGAUUGGUAUGCUUUUAUGUGGCUCACGACGAUACCGACUGCAAUUGUUUUAAUUUUCUUCAAAUACGUUAUUGAGUCGCCACGUUGGUUGAUUAGCAAACAUCGUUACGGUGAAGCGAUCACGCAAUUUAAGAAAAUUGCGAGAAUUAAUGGCCGCCAAUUCGAUAUGACCGAGAAGGAGCUGGCGCAGAUAUACACGAAUAGAGUGGAGGAGGAGGUGACAUAUGGCAUGGCUUCACUCUUCAGUGGCUGGCAUCUAACACGCAACACCACCAUUAUGGGCUUCAGUUGGUGUGUGGUGGCAGUUUCCUACUUCACGCUCGUUCUAUUCAGCACACGUAUGGGCGGUAAUCCCUUCCUGAAUUUCCUACUACAAAGCGUGGUCGAAAUACCCGCCUACCUGGUAGGCAGAUAUAUGGGCGAUACAUAUGGACGGCGCUUCACGAAUAGUAUGUCUUUCCUCAUGUCUUUCUGCGUUACUGUACCAUUAAUUUUAUUGGCCGCAGAUGUCAAAUAUGAGAAGGUCAUUGUGUUUUUGGCCACAUUUAUUAAGUUCCUCAACGCACUCACCUUCUUCACUGUCAAUCUGCAAAGCAUGGAAAUCUACCCGACGUGCAUGCGACAGACGGGCAUUGCGCUGGGCACGAUCCUGGCGAAUGCUGUUGGUGUUCUAGCUCCAUAUCUCGUAUAUCUGGGUACUACAGUGAAUAUUCGUGCGCCCUACUAUAUUCUCGGCACCUUGUUUUUAAUUGGAGGAAUCGGCGCGCUAUUUCUGCCUGAAACGCUGCAUAAGAAGUUACCCGAUACAAUGGAGGAGGCGAGGCAUUUCGGAAAACAUGAUAAAUUCUUCAGCCUACCUAAGGCGCCUCCGAAACACGAAGAGCCACAGCCCGCUGAAGAAGUUCAUCUCAAUCAAACAAAGUUUGCUCCAUAAACUCGUCCAGUAGCUAAGAGAUCUGGUAGAUAUUUGUGUGUUUGUAUUGGUGUAUGGAAAUAGAAAAUUUCUCAAAUUUGUGCAGUAUUUUCAAUGCGUGAGAUUUAUGUAGGUAUAAAAUGAAGAAAAAAUGUGUGACUUUUCUACUUUAAGCUGGACUUAUUGUUAAUAUAUGCGCUCAUUCGUAAGUUUAAAAAUUUAAACUUUAGUUUUAUAAUAAAAAGAGUUAUUUCCUUAA
Molecule: messenger RNA, 2118 nt
Organism: Anastrepha obliqua
Lineage: Eukaryota; Metazoa; Arthropoda; Insecta; Diptera; Tephritidae
Product: carcinine transporter
Exons: 10
Coding region: 81-1880 (599 amino acids)
Biological process (GO): transmembrane transport
Cellular component (GO): membrane
Molecular function (GO): transmembrane transporter activity
Source: RefSeq, a predicted model, not a curated record